ACUGCUCAGCACUGCACAGGGAAGGCGAGUGAGCCGUUCGCGAUCGAUCAAUGGAAGUGGCCACGACCGGAAACGUGCACCGUGCAGCAGGGGGCGUCCGACAAUCCCAUUCCUUUGGUUCAGCCGGUGACACAUCGAAUGCGACCUCUUCUGCCUCACCCGCGGCUGCGAAUCGUACUGCUGCUGCCAAUGUCUCGACCACGGCGGUGGCGCCGGGUGCAUCGGCUCCCUCGAACAAGCCCAGACAGCGGCGACGGAAGAACAAUCAGGUCGAAGAUCCCGAGGACGCGUCCAAGAGACGAUGUGUGAGCACGGCUUGCACGGCAUGUCGGAAGCGAAAAUCGAAAUGUGACGGCAAUCUCCCCGCCUGCGCGGCAUGCUGUCAGGUUUACGGCACCGAAUGUAUCUACGAUCCGAAUUCCGACCAUAGACGGAAAGGCGUGUACAAAAAUGACCUGGACAACUUGAAGACGCGGAGCUCGACAUUGCAGACACUGAUCGAGGCGAUAUUGAACUACCCAGAAGAUGAGGUUGCAGGCCUGGUGCGGGACAUACGGACAUGUGAGAGCUUGGACGUGGUAGCCGAGAAGAUUGUUGCAAGAGAGAAUGGCAAAUUGGAAGAGGAAGAAGAGGAUGAAGAUGUAUCUCCCACGCUGGGAAACGGGAAAGAGCCGACAUCAAUGUUCGAAUCACAUCUCUACGGCAAGAUGGGAGACUUACGGCUAGACGAAGGCUCUGUACGGUACAUCGGAGGGACUUCCAAUCUGAUCCACCUGGGACAAGAAGAAACACUCAACGAUGGUACGGACGAGUAUCUGCAGCAAGAGAAUCCAGUCACGUCGUGGACGAAUGUGACCAACGAUCCUGAGCUGGUCUUACAUCUGGUCAAUAUGUACUUCACCUGGCACUACACUUUCUUCACUACGCUUUCGAAACAACUCUUCUUCCGCGAUUUCAUGCUUGGCCGGCCUCCACCUUACGCGAGAAGGAAGACGCAUUACUGUACAUCGUUGCUGGUCAAUGCUAUCCUGGCGCUGGGGUGCCAUUUCACAUCGCAUGCCGGUGCAAGAGAUAACCCAGAGGACUCGGCGACUGCGGGCGACCACUUCUUUCGUGAGGCAAAGCGCUUGAUUAUGGAGAAUGACGAGCAUGAGAAGCCUCAUCUGACUACUGUUCAAGCACUAGCUCUCAUGUCCGUUCGGGAAGCUGGCUGUGGGAGGGAAGGUCGCGGUUGGGUGUACAGUGGCAUGUCGUUCCGAAUGGCCUGCGACAUGGGUCUCAACCUGGAUUCCAGCCAACUUACAGGCAACCGAUAUGUCAGCGGAGACGAGAACGAAGAAGAUGUUCGAAGAGUGACAUUCUGGGGCUGCUUCCUAUUCGACAAGUGCUGGUCUAACUAUCUCGGACGUCUACCACAGUUACCUGCUUCCAUCGUGACGGUUUCGAAAUACGAAGUCUUUCCGGAUGAGGACUCCGCACCGUGGAGUCCGUACACUGAUUCUGGAUUUACGCAAGCUCACGCGCAGCCUUCACGGACCAGAGCUGUUGCGUUGCAGCUCACGAAGUUGUGCGAGAUCAGUAAUGAUUUGAUGAAAUAUUUCUACAAUCCUACGGACAUGGAUAAGACGAAGGGCAAAGCGGCCGAACUCAAGAAGUUGUCAGAUAUCCAUACGCGGUUGGAGGCAUGGCGAAGAGAUUUGCCCAAGGAGAUGGAGCCGAAAGAAGGUGGACUUUCAAGCAUGCUGGUCAUGCACAUGUUCUUUCAACUGCUCUUCAUCCACUUGUUUCGACCUUUCCUCAAGUACACGCAUGCCACGUCACCACUUCCAGCCAACGUCAGCCCUCGAAAGCUCUGCACACAAGCAGCUGCCAUGAUCUCAAAACUCAUGCGGCUGUAUAAGCGAUCUCAUGGCUUGCGUCAGAUCUGCAACAUUGCUGUCUACAUUGCGCACUCGGCUUGCACGAUACAUUUGCUCAAUCUACCCGACAAGAAUGCUAAGCGCGAUAUUGUACAUGGCGUCAAGCAUCUCGAAGAGAUUGGUGAAGGCUGGCUGUGUGCUCGAAGGUCGCUCGCGAUCAUUGGUGUACUGGCAAGGAAGUGGAACGUCGAGCUGCCAGAAGAAGCCACGAGCGUUUUGACAAGAACAGACGCCAAGUUCGGUACUGUCAUUGGUGAAGUGCACUCGCCUUCAAGUCAGACAAGCAGCUCAAGGCGCCGCCUUUCAGAUGUAUCAAUGGCACCGCCAAUGCUACCGCAAGACAUUCAAGCCCAGGGAUGGCAGCAACAAGGACCGACCACCAACGACGCCAGAGUGACACGACCACCGGCUGCUAUAGGCGUAUCUGCUGGCGCACAACAAAACAACAACAACAUCAGUUAUCAGCUUCCGCCUCAGGAUGCCUACAGCAUGCAGCCACAGCAACAUCCUUCAAGUACAAAUACGCCACAAGCCCCACGCGCCAGAAAUUGGGCAUCGGCAGUAAACACCGGCCGUAGCCCUAGCGACAUGUUUGGCGGCGUUGAGCAGCUCAUCCGAGACAGUCAAGACUGGGCAUAUCGAGAUCAAGCUCAAAUGGCCGCCGGCUUUGGCAACUGGAACCAACUCGACAUCGACCCCACAGCAUGGACACAGCAGACUCCAGUCACAACUCGGGCUGCAAAUGCUCCAAUGCACGUCCCGGUUGACAUGCACAACGGCAUUGUAGGCGGUCCCGUGCAGCAGCAACAGCAGCAGCAGCAGCAGCAUAUCAUUCCCGGCACUGCUCCGCCGCCUGCUACGUCUUUACCUCUUACCACGACUACAGCCAGCUACCCACCUCACUCGACUUCGCCUCAAUCCGUAGCCGCUGAUCCGGGCAUGGCGAACUGGUUGAGCUCAAUGAAUGCAUACAAUAGCAUGGCGACGGCUUAUGACGAGAAUGAAUGGUAUCAGUGAGUUGCGAUAUACGAAAGACAACUACGGGAGGUUUCGGUGCUGUUCGUGUCUAGCAUGUAGAGCGUGUUGGCCAGCAAGCGGAGUUUGACUUCUUCGCUGCGUGUACAUGGAUACCCGGCUUGAGUGGUAAUGUUUAUGAAGUUAUGAUUGAUAUAUCGGUAUACUCAAAAUCAAGGAUCGACAGACGAUGCAAUUGUCAUUCCUCAUCAAUUAAGCC
Molecule: messenger RNA, 3153 nt
Organism: Cercospora beticola
Lineage: Eukaryota; Fungi; Ascomycota; Dothideomycetes; Mycosphaerellales; Mycosphaerellaceae
Gene: NIT4
Product: Nitrogen assimilation transcription factor nit-4
Biological process (GO): DNA-templated transcription; regulation of DNA-templated transcription
Molecular function (GO): DNA-binding transcription factor activity, RNA polymerase II-specific; DNA binding; zinc ion binding
Source: RefSeq, a predicted model, not a curated record